This is a messenger RNA of Pantherophis guttatus, 1284 nucleotides long. Its product is annotated as sulfotransferase 6B1-like. Gene Ontology annotation, molecular function: sulfotransferase activity. The record is from RefSeq and is a predicted model, not a curated record. Lineage: Eukaryota; Metazoa; Chordata; Lepidosauria; Squamata; Colubridae.
UACGAAGCCAACCGAAUCUCUAAGCUACCCAUCUGUGGUCUUAGAGUAGUACAAUCAUGACUCAAAAACACCUAAGCAAGGUUCUGGAUGAAAAAUUGGAAGAAAAUGAAAAGAAGGCUGUUUCAGAACGGACAUUUAUGUAUGAUGGGGUGUUAUAUCCCACUAUGAUCUGUUCCCUGGAAACUCUGAAAAAUAUUAAUACUUUUAGAGCUCGGGAAGAUGAUAUCAUACUAGCGACAUAUCCCAAAACAGGUUCAAACUGGGUUAAGGAGAUCUUAAUGCAUCUGGAAGUUGCCUCUGGAAAAUAUGAGGAAGAUGAACAGAAACAAAGGCAGCAAACACUGCAAGAAUCAUCACUGAUUUCUUUUCUUGAAUUUGGAGAGCCAGGAAAAUUUGAGACGAUGGAAAAAAUGCCUUCCAGACGAAUUAUAAAAACACACCUCAUCCCUCAAAAAUUGCCCAGGUCUCUUUUUGAACAAAAGGCAAAAAUACUGGUUUUGUUACGGAAUCCAAAGGACACAGCUGUAUCUUUCUUCCAUUUUUCCAAAGGCAUCAAAAUGAUUUCUGACAAGGAAACCUGGGAUGAGUACUUUGAAGAUUUUAUCACUGGAAAAGUGGUCUAUGGAUCUUAUUUUGAUUAUAUUAUUGAAUGGAACAAGUAUGUUGAUGACAGCAAUAUAUUUUUUAUUACCUAUGAGGAGAUAAAAGAGAAUCCAGCCUCAGCACUGAAAAAAAUAGCCAAAUUCUUUGAUUUUUCUGUGACCGAAGAAAAGAUUGAGAGCAUUGUAAAGGAAACACGUUUUGAAAGCAUGAAAGAUAAUGCAGGAACCUAUGGAAAAAUGGGCCAGGUACUUUUCCGCAAAGGCAUAGUAGGUGAUUGGACAUCUGUCUUCUCAGAAAGCCAGAAUAAAAAAAUGGACAGAAAAUUUGAGGAGACUAUAGCUAAAACUAAGCUUGGAAUGAUGAUGAAAUAUGAGCUGUACUGCAAAAACUGAACUGCUAGAAAUCUCUCAUAUUCUGAUUCUCUGCAUACAGGUAAACAUACUUAAAUUGUUCAAGAAGAAUUGGUAGUGCCUUCCUCAGUCUCCAAAUAUGCCAGAUAUCAUUUUCGAUAAUCCUAACACAGCUAUUGGUUCUGUUAUGUGAUGAGUCAAUGAUUAUAGCAGCUGAAGUCCAACAAUCUGAAAAUAAAUUCUGCUUUCAGAACACCAUUCUCUUUUGGAUAUUGACAUUAAAUGGAAGAACUUUUCCAGAAUUAAUAAAAACCUAGACUUACCUAUCAGA